AUGUCUCCUCCCGUCGUUGUCGAGUUUCGGGUCCCCCUUGCCAGCGAGAACGACAGCAUGACGCAUCCGCACUUUCGGACAACCCCGCAUCCGACCAAGCAAUGCAAGCCCGAGGGGUGCAAAAACCGCAGUGUCACCGAUACGGAGGCCCUGACUACGUUGGAGUCACACCGGACCGAUAGUCCGAGUCGGGAUCCGCGAAAUACGCUGAUAUCUAUGAGCGUCCAUGGAGCGAGUUCGCAGCCUCAAGGUGUCGCCGAUUCCGACGUCAACGAUCCUCUCGAUACGGAAAGUCAUGCAACCGACAACGAGCAGGUCACGGCGGCCGAUACCCAAUGGCUCGAAAUUUGCGCUGAAAUUCGCCAAGACAAUCAAUCUGUCUCCUUAAUACAACUUGAGUCCUUUCAAGAUUGCUUAGAGCGUCGCGAACGAGCCGCUUACAAUAUUAGCCAAGCUUUUGACCAUUGUCAGCAAGGACUGGAAACUGCCGUUACUGGCAUGAUCCACAAUGUGGCCGUUCCCGUACACGACACUUGGCAAGAAAGUCUCGAGACGUUGGAAUCCGAUAUAACGCGCACCCUUGUGUCCAAUCACGAACGACGUCAACAGUUGCUGCUAGCUUUGGAAGCUUCCCACGCGGCUUGGCAAAUGCAGUAUUCUUCGUUGGUUGGAAAGGUUUUGCCGCAACCUCCACAGGUACACCCAUCGUCAGACAUACCGGAUUCAUGCACGACCUCGUGCCGUGAGCUCGAAAGCCCUAAAGCGAUCGUAAAACAUGUUGACGACGGUGACAAGAAGGAACCGAACUGGACAGAGCUCGCCAAGUAUCAACCCACCCGUACCAACCUAGAACUCUUUUUGCAAGGCCGAGAUCGUUGGCAGCAUGCGCACGGCCGAUUUGCGCAAGCACUGGACGAGAUCUAUGCCGACCUCCAAUCGGACAAUGAGCGAAUUCUCCAAACCGCCUUGGAUACGCAUGAUUCGUGGCAAAAGACAUUGGACGAACAGCAGCACGACAUUCAACUACAGUUGGCCUCCAACGUUGUGCGCCGACGAGAGCUUCGGAGGGCUUUGCAAGACUCAGCCAAGCAUACCCAGGGAAUGUUCGCGUCCCUAAUGGCACGCGUAAUGUCUUGUUUGCCUUCGCAAUCCGACGUCUCAACGGAUAAGGCAUCAGUCAACAAGAAGCGUAAACUAGAAUCUCCCGCCAGACGUUCGCUCACACGUUGA
Phaeodactylum tricornutum CCAP 1055/1 is the source of this 1230-nucleotide messenger RNA. RefSeq lists its product with no specific name. The transcript is spliced from 2 exons. The record is from RefSeq and is a predicted model, not a curated record. NCBI's taxonomy places the organism in Eukaryota, Bacillariophyta, Bacillariophyceae, Surirellales, Neidiaceae. Bases 1 to 1230 code for a protein of 409 amino acids.